GAAUAAAUAUUUUUUAAGAAAAUGGCUUCUAAAAAUUUUAUAUAGAAACGCGUAGCUGAAUAGUUUACAAAAAAUAUAAUUCUACCAAACAGACCAACAGACUUACAUUCUUAUUAAAAAAUGUUAAUGCACAGAUGCACAAAUUUAGGAAUGAAAGAAUUAGAUAUAAUUUUAGGAAGAUGGUCAUAAGAAUUUGUACCUAAGAUGAACUAUGAGGAAUUAAAUUAAAUGGAAUCUGAAAUUUUAGAUUUAGAUACUAUUGAUAUCUAUAAUCUAUUAUUAUAAGUGAAAGUGGCAGAAGAAUUGAAACCUUUGGAAGAAUUGAAAUAUGUAUAAGAAAUAAGAAAUUAUGCAUUAAAAGGUUUGAUAUGAGAUGACUAUUAAUUAUAC
Messenger RNA from Paramecium sonneborni, 390 nucleotides. NCBI's taxonomy places the organism in Eukaryota, Ciliophora, Oligohymenophorea, Peniculida, Parameciidae. The record is from the annotation of a GenBank genome assembly.